AACAAAUUGUAAAUGCCUCCUGUUCUUCUGGGUGUCAAGUUCCUCCCAACUGAUGAAGAACUGAUCAGUUACUUCCUCAAGAUAAAGAACAAUGUAUGCAUAACUGCAAAAGUGCCACCAACGGCGAUCUACAAUUACAACAAGAUUAUUCGUGAACGUGACCUGUAUGGUGAUGAAGAACCGUGGCAGAUUUGGAAAAGGUUUGGCGGAUCGGAACAGUUAGACCAGGACAUGUACUUUUUCACAAAGCCAAAGAUGGUGAACCCCGAUGGUUCACGCAUUAAUCGCAAGGUUGGAUCUGGUGGAACUUGGAGUGAAGGUGAACCUGGAAAAGAUAUUGAAUCGGAAAUAACUAGGCAAAAAAUUGGACAAAAGAGGAAGUUUCGAUAUGAGAAUAAAGGGUCUGACCAAAAUGGUUCUUGGUAUUUGGAAGAAUAUAGUCUUGAUCCUAUGAACUCUGAAUACUAUGUACUUUGCCGACUCCGACAGAACAUCAAGGCGGGAAAGGAGAGGAAGGACAAACCAUUAUAUUUCGAAGAAUCUAUUGCAUUGUCAAUGACUCGUAUACCUGUGGGUUUCAGGUUCCACCCCACUGAUCAAGAGCUGAUAAGUUACUUCCUCCGCAAGAAGGUGACCGAAGCAUCAACAUUAGACAGACACAGAGGCAUUGUGCGAGAUUUUGAUCUUUUCGGAAGCACAGAACCUUGGAAAAUCUGGGAAAUGUAUGGGGGACAUGAGUUGUUCAACCAAGACUUGUACUUUUUCACUGAACUCAAGAAGGCGAGCCCCAAUGGUAAACGCUUUCUCCGCAAGAUCGGAUCCAGUGGGACUUGGAGUGAAACAGAUGCCUCCAAACUGAUCAAAGAUGAACAAGAGCAAAAGGAUAUAGGCCGACGGAGGAAAUUGCGAUAUGAGAGCAAAAGUUCCAAGCACCAUGGUCAUUGGUAUUUGGAUGAGUAUAGUCUUCUAGAUUCUGAAUUAGACUAUGUGAUUUGUAGACUGCGUAAGAACGACAAAUCAUCAGAAUGGAAUGUAAACAAAAGAAAAUACAGUGCAUGGCAACAAUUGAAGGAGCUGAAGCUGCUUACUGGUACUAAUGAAAAUCCAAGGCGAAAGCAAAGUAAUGCGAUGAUGAAUAUGACCAACAUCAAGAAAAACUUGCCAGACCAGCCACUAGCUCCGGCAGUAACAUCGGACUGUUGCAAGAAAUUCAAAUUAUUUGGUGUAGAGAUACGAUUGUAG
This is a messenger RNA of Argentina anserina (silverweed cinquefoil), 1242 nucleotides long. RefSeq lists its product as uncharacterized. The record is from RefSeq and is a predicted model, not a curated record. NCBI's taxonomy places the organism in Eukaryota, Viridiplantae, Streptophyta, Magnoliopsida, Rosales, Rosaceae. The transcript has a single exon. Gene Ontology annotation, biological process: regulation of DNA-templated transcription. Gene Ontology annotation, molecular function: DNA binding. The coding region runs from base 13 to 1242 and encodes 409 amino acids.